Molecule: messenger RNA, 1688 nt
Organism: Lontra canadensis (Northern American river otter)
Lineage: Eukaryota; Metazoa; Chordata; Mammalia; Carnivora; Mustelidae
Gene: SRSF10
Product: serine and arginine rich splicing factor 10
Exons: 6
Coding region: 684-1187 (167 amino acids)
Molecular function (GO): RNA binding
Source: RefSeq, a predicted model, not a curated record
GGAGUGAAGUCUCGCGAGAAGAGGCGGUUUCGUAGCGGAGCCCUCUGGCUGAGAGUGUCUGAGGAUCCGCCGCCGCAUUCGCGGACGGUUUACUGAGCCCGUUAGUGCCCCUGCCGAGCGAGACUCCCGUCGCCGUCAUGUCCCGCUACCUGCGCCCCCCCAACACGUCUCUGUUCGUAAGGAAUGUGGCCGACGACACCAGAGAAUGUAAAGCUGUACAGUUAUGGCGACCCCAAAGAGAAAGCAUGAAAGAACCUUUAGAGUAGAGUUCAACACUUAAGGCAAGUAGACAAGCCAAAGACCUCUUAAGGAUCAGGCUUGAAGAGAAGGGAGAGUUUGGGAAAAGAAAAAUUAAAGAAAAGCUGGAAGAAGGACAAGCCUAAUGGGAGACAAAGCCUCGCUUUAUCUACAAAAGGGGGAAAAGGUUGUUUUUCAAAGUUAAAGAUAAAGCCAUCUGUCAUAUUUGGCCAAGCAUCUCAUGACAAGUCCUUCUGACAAGCACUUAAAGAGUUAAAGGUCAAGAUGAAGUUGAAUGAUGGCCAAGAUUAAAGGAGUCAUACCUGAUCACAUUUGAGGAUGUUCGUGAUGCCGAAGACGCUUUACAUAAUUUGGACAGAAAAUGGAUUUGCGGACGCCAAAUUGAAAUACAGUUUGCACAGGGGGAUCGGAAGACUCCAAAUCAAAUGAAAGCCAAGGAAGGGAGGAAUGUGUACAGCUCUUCACGCUAUGAUGAUUAUGACAGAUACAGACGUUCUAGAAGCCGGAGUUAUGAAAGAAGAAGAUCAAGAAGCCGGUCCUUUGAUUACAACUAUAGAAGAUCUUAUAGUCCUAGAAACAGUAGACCGGCUGGAAGACCACGGCGUAGCAGAAGCCAUUCCGACAAUGAUAGAUUCAAACACCGAAAUCGAUCUUUUUCAAGAUCUAAAUCCAAUUCAAGAUCACGGUCCAAGUCCCAGCCCAAGAAAGAAAUGAAGGCUAAAUCACGUUCUAGGUCUGCAUCUCACACCAAAACUAGAGGCACCUCUAAAACAGAUUCCAAAACACAUUAUAAGUCUGGCUCAAGAUAUGAAAAGGAAUCAAGGAAAAAAGAACCACCUAGAUCCAAAUCUCAGUCAAGAUCACAAUCUAGGUCUAGGUCAAAAUCUAGAUCAAGGUCUUGGACUAGUCCUAAGUCCAGUGGCCACUGAUAGUAUAAACCUUGAUAUUUUUAGGCAUGUAUCAUUCAUUUACUCAUAGUUUGGUUUACUUAAAUUAUCAGGAAUACAAUGUUGCAAUGAUGCUUAAAAAACACUUGUCAGUUUUCCCUGUACCAGGCAAAUGGUUAUAAUUAAAAUGAUAUGCUGUUGAGAAGACACUCUUAAGAGUCCAGUUUGUUUAAUGUUACGGGCAGCUACCAAUUUGUGGUGUCUCUGUAUAUUUUUGUAAAGAUUCUCAUUUUUUAUGCUUGAAGUAUUGGUGAAAAGAUGUUGGUUGACCAUAAUUUGCAACAUUGUCUUAUUAAAAAUAAACUUUCAUAUCCAUAUUUGGUAGAACUGUUAACCUAGAAAUGUAGCUUGCUAAUAAGAUAGAAUGAUACAAAAGUGAAGUUGUAGCCACAGUACCACACUGACUGAUCAGACACAUUUAGGUUCAGGGUGGACCUUUUUGUCUUGUUAAGAUGUCUAGGCCCGUGAUAAUAGUUAAUUUAU